CAAAAGAUUGGCAAUUCAAGUCCACCAGCAGCUCCUUGGAAACGCUAUGGGGAAGUUCUACUCUGGCCUAUAGGGUCACUAUGAGUCGGAAUCGACUUGACAGCAAUGGGUUAUUGGCUAAAUACCUAUCUUUAUUCAUGUAUGUACUCAAACCUAUAUUGUAUGUUGUAUAGGAUUCUGAGCAAUUAGAAAGAGUUGGUUGUAAAAGAAGUAAUGGGGGUAUCCAGAUAAAAUACCUUUGAAACUGGAUGCUUCAAAACAGCCAGGGAGAAAAAGGCUGAAGGGUAUUGUUCUUACUCUGUCCUUCCUUUUGCCACAUUUUCUUCUCUUAUCAAGAGGAAAAUGAGGAAAUGAAUUCCAAAAAUCUGGUUCUUGGCAGGACCUGUGAUAUCCCCAGGCCUCUUUCAUAAAUGUUGCCCAUUGGGGCCCUUUUUCUUUCCCAUCUCAGGUACCCAAGCAUGACCAGGAAGCUCUUCACAAAUACCAGGGAGCGGUGGAGACAGCAGAAUGUCAACAGUGCUUUUGCCAAGCUGAGGAAACUUAUCCCCACUCACCCUCCAGACAAAAAGCUGAGCAAAAAUGAAACUCUUCGUCUGGCCAUGAGGUAUAUCAACUUCUUGGUCAAGGUCUUGGGGGAGCAAGGCCAGCAGCAAACAGGAGUGCCUGCUCAGGGAAACAUUCUGGGGCUCUUCCCGCCGGGUCUGGAGGACAGGACUCUACUUGAUGACUGCCAAGUUCCUUCACCUGGCCCAAGCCACCACAUUCUGUAGUGUGGCUCAGGCUGUCAUCUCUCAGAGUAGCACUUAUUCAGAAGCCACUGGCUGUUAGAGCCUUUUGCUUGUUCCACAGUCAAGCUGAUGAAUAAUUUGUGAGGAAUGAGUUUACACUUCAUAGAAGGUGGCUCAGGGACAUCAGCAGGGAGCCUCAAGGAGGCCAUGAGGAGUGCCCCACCUCUAGGAUUUAGAAGAGUGGUACUUCUGUCUCCUCUAUA
Molecule: messenger RNA, 991 nt
Organism: Loxodonta africana (African savanna elephant)
Lineage: Eukaryota; Metazoa; Chordata; Mammalia; Proboscidea; Elephantidae
Gene: TAL2
Product: TAL bHLH transcription factor 2
Exons: 1
Coding region: 411-770 (119 amino acids)
Biological process (GO): regulation of transcription by RNA polymerase II
Molecular function (GO): RNA polymerase II cis-regulatory region sequence-specific DNA binding; protein dimerization activity; DNA-binding transcription factor activity, RNA polymerase II-specific
Source: RefSeq, a predicted model, not a curated record